Messenger RNA from Phycomyces blakesleeanus NRRL 1555(-), 969 nucleotides. RefSeq lists its product as hypothetical. NCBI's taxonomy places the organism in Eukaryota, Fungi, Mucoromycota, Mucoromycetes, Mucorales, Phycomycetaceae. The record is from RefSeq and is a predicted model, not a curated record. Bases 1 to 969 code for a protein of 322 amino acids. The transcript has 6 exons. Gene Ontology annotation, molecular function: protein binding.
AUGUCGGGUUUUGAAGGAUUCUACGCUGUCAUUGUUGUCAUUGUUGUCGUAUUGGCAUCUAUCGUGUGCUGUCUUGGAAUUCGUCUCUUUCGAAGAGCAAACAUGAACAAUGAAGACGAUCCGCGUCGGUCUCCAGAUGAGUGGCAGCCGCUGGCUGAUGUAUCGUCAGGUCCAUUGGAUGCCGAUACAAGGGAUCAGAUUCAACGUGUGCUUGCAUGGCAGGCCAAACAUCCUCCUCGUUCAACAGAUUGGACAGAUGUCCCAAGAAACCCUCUUGUACUCGAACGUGGAGUGGGAGCAUGGGCAUUUGUGGAGAAUGAACAUAUGGAAGAAUCGGAAGAGGAAUCCAAUGCCGCUGUGAUGGACAAGACAACCAUUGUAUUCUGUCAAGGCCAAGGAUGUACCCUCACAAACCUUCCACUACCCGCAAAUGAAUUUGUCUAUUGGGAAGUCAAGGUUCUCCAACUGGACGAUCAAGAUAGACUUGCGAUUGGAUUAUCAACCAAGCCAUACCCUGUCUGGACACUUCCUGGGUUCCAUCGUCAUUCAGUUGCUUAUCAUUCACACACAGGGGCAAUACACACAAGUGAUCCCUUGAUCGGCAGACCUUAUGGACCACCCUUCAAACAGGGAGAUGUCAUUGGUGUUGGGUUUCUUACCCAAACAAGUACUGUAUUCUUUACUCGCAAUGGAAAGAACCUUGGCAAAGCAUCGAUUGGAUUCAAGUUUCCUUGUUAUCCUUCUAUUGGAUCUAAUGGACCGUAUUUCUUAUUUGCAGCUGCCAAUAUUAGAGAAGCCGCCCUGGCACCAAAACAAGAUACUCUACCACCACCACCUGCUUACAGUGGGCAUAUGCGAGACACAAUGCUAUUUGGAGGGCCCGAAGAAGCUGUUAAUCCUAGUCAUCUUACUUACACACAACAAUCAGCGUCUUCUUCCAUGCAAGCUCCACCUGGAUAUACUAUUUAA